AUGCAGAUGAUAUUCUUUUCGGAGUUGUACUCUUCUGAAAUUCGAAAAUUAUUAGAGCGCCUCAUUAACUACAUCAUCUACAAGGGAAUAUUUCUUCCGUUAGUGGUUCCGCCAACAAUAUUUCAAAUAGGCUUGUGGUCAACUUGGUUGGGUGUGGUUUGUUUCUUAAAGAUGUUUCAAGCCUUAGCUAGGGAUCGACUUGAGCGCUUGAAUGCUUCUCCUUCUGCAACUCCAUGGACAUACUUCCGUGUAUAUUCUGCACUGUUGCUGGUUUUCUCUGUUGACUUGCUCUGGAUGUGGCUAUGUUUUACCAUAUACAGUGCAACAAGUUCAUCAGUGUCUUUGUUGUUAUUUUUUGAGCCUUCUAGCAUUGCUUUCGAGACGCUACAGGCCCUGGUGGUUCAUGGUUUUCAGUUGCUUGAGAUAUGGGUGCAUCACUCUGCACGAGAUAUUGCGAAUUUCCGGUUAUCUAAAAUCUUCAAUAUAUCCCCUGCAGGUUCGUUGUGGGAAUGGAAAGGCAUCCUUAUUCGGAAUUUGGGGUUUUUCCUGGACAUGAUGACACUGUUGAUGGCCAUUGCUCAUUAUCUUCAUAUUUGGUUGCUCCAUGGCAUGGCAUUUCAUCUUGUGGAUGCUGUCCUUUUCCUGAACAUUCGGGCCCUUUUAAGUGCAUGCAUAAAACGUGCCCGAGGUUUCAUCAAAUUGCGGAUGGCUUUGGGGACCCUUCAUGGGGCACUUCCUGAUGCUACACAUGAGGAGCUCCGAGCAUAUGAUGACGAGUGUGCUAUUUGUAGGGAACCAAUGGCGAAAGCUAAGAAGCUGUCUUGUAAUCAUCUUUUUCAUCUUGCAUGCUUGAGAUCUUGGUUAGAUCAUGGUUUAACUGAGAACUACUCUUGCCCCACUUGUCGGAAGCCACUUUUUAUGGACCAACCUGAAAAUGGGGUAAGCCCCCGUGCUGCAGAAAUUUCAAGAGAUGAGCAGCUUGCUCGUGAAAUGACAUUACCUAACCAGCCACAGAAUUUGGAAAAUGGUGAUCGGAGGAGGACUGGAAUUGAAUCAAGUUGGUUGGGUUUAGAUGGAGCAGGCACUUCUGGAUUUGGUCGAGUUCAGAUGGUAAUGAGGCAACUUGCAGCUGUAGGAGAAACUGCCCUUGAAGAUUCUGCAUGGGGAUUGUUUCCUCCAAAUCCCUCUCAGGCUGGUACAUCCAGGACAGGCGCCCCUCCUCCUGGCCCUCUGCGGUAUCCCGUUGGUUCUGGUGGUUUAGGUAUGAGGUCACCAUCAAGUGUGCCGAAUGACGAUAUAGCAAAUAUACUCAGCAUGGCUGAAGCAGUUCGGGAAGUGCUGCCCCACAUACCUGAUGGUUUAAUCUUCCAGGAUCUACAGCGGACGAAUUCUGUGAUGGUCACUGUGAAUAAUCUUUUGCAAAUGUGA
Messenger RNA from Fraxinus pennsylvanica, 1428 nucleotides. Lineage: Eukaryota; Viridiplantae; Streptophyta; Magnoliopsida; Lamiales; Oleaceae. The record is from the annotation of a GenBank genome assembly.